Messenger RNA from Mercenaria mercenaria, 1833 nucleotides. RefSeq lists its product as uncharacterized. The coding region runs from base 1 to 1833 and encodes 610 amino acids. Gene Ontology annotation, molecular function: zinc ion binding. The transcript is spliced from 2 exons. The record is from RefSeq and is a predicted model, not a curated record. NCBI's taxonomy places the organism in Eukaryota, Metazoa, Mollusca, Bivalvia, Venerida, Veneridae.
AUGGCGGAUGAAGUGAGCUAUUGUGGACCCUGUCUUCGAGAAGAAACCGAAGUCACGGCGGUCGUGCAUUGUUUGGAGUGCUGCGAAAGACUUUGUGAAAAUUGCAUUAAGUUCCAUAAUAGAAUGAAAAGUCUUUCAAGUCAUAAACUGUUUAAUAUAGGCGACGAGGAAACCGGUACUGAUAAACUUGACUUUUUAAAUUCUCUCACAAAAUGUACCGACCACGAAACGGAAGACGUUCGAUAUAUGUGCAAGGACCAUAACCAGCUUUGUUGCAACAAAUGUGCUAUAGUUAAACACAGAAAGUGUGAACAUAUGGUUUGUUUAGGGGAUGAAAUAACCGCACGUGGGACAACAUACCAAGAGACAAAUAACAGACUGGAAAAAAUUCAGCAAGGUGCGGAGAAGUUGAUCAGGUAUGAAAAAGAGCACGAAUCUUCUGUCCAAGCUUCUGUAGACAAUGUUGAAGAGAAGUUGGUGAAGACUAAGAACUUGAUAGAUGUAACGUUUCUAAAACUGAGACAGGCAAUCACAUGUGAAGCUGCAGAGAAGAGCAGAAACAUUAUAAAGCAAAGUAAGGUGGAAAUUGAAGAAAUUGAAACCUUAAAAAGUGAAGUUGACCGCUCCCGCAGGAAUUUAGAUUUUGUAUGCGAAAAUGGGGAAAAUGUUCAUUUAUUUCUCGUUGAAAGAAAGAUGGAGAUGGAACUUAGAAGACACGAAGAAAUGUUGCAAGAGCUUCGACGAGGGUCGAGUGUUAGAAAUAUAAAUAUGGUCGAGGGCAUCACCAAUCAAGAUUUAGCAAAGACAAUAGCAUCAUGUUUUCAUAUCGAAGAAAACGCAACCCAGAGCCGAGAACCAACGUAUGCAGCAAAAAAUACUGAAUUGAAAAACUUGGAACCAGUCUUAGAAUACGAGGAAAAAAUAUGGCUUUCAAAAUGCAAUGCAUGUUCAUGCAUUUGGAUUGACACUUAUCUUGUGGUCGUUUUGCAUGAAAUCAAACAGAUUCAGUUGUUCCUUGUUGAGGAUGAAGCCAUUAGACACAAAACAACGAGGAAAACCUCCUCACAGCCAUGGGCUGUGGCGGAAAUUGACAAUUUAAGAUUUGCCGUAUGUUUUCCAAAUGCCAAAACUAUUGAGAUAAUGAAAGUCAUUGAAGGAUCCAUCAUGACCCUGGAUAUGCUAAAUACAGACAAAGAUAUCUGGGAUAUCGCAUUUGACAAAUCCAGAUCGGAAAUGAUCAGUCUUUCGCGGUCCGGGCAGAUUGAUAUUUACAAAUUGGAUGGCACAAAGUCUAGAAGCUUGUCGCUACCUACAGGGAUGUCGGCCGCCUUGAAAAAUGCUUAUAGCAUUUGUUUCGAUAGUGAACGUGAUGUGUUGUACAUAUCUAGCCAUGCGCUACACAAGUUGCUUGCUAUAAGGUUAAGUGGUUCAAUUGUUUUUGAAUACAGUUCACCUAAAGUGAGAUAUUCUUGGCAUCCAGACUUGGACAGAGAUGGUAACAUUUAUCUGCCAUUUCACAGCUUAGAUGGAGGAAUGGGUGCUGUUCACCAGAUAGAUAGUUCAGGACAGCUCAUACGGGAAAUUAAACUUCCCGGGCACGGACUGUGCGUAUGCUUUGAUAGGACAAAGACAAAGUUUCUUGUAUCUUGUUCUACAAAAGAACUUCUUGUUAUUAGAUCUGCCAGAGGUGGUAAUAAUCAACUUACACGUAAUUGGGAUAUCCAUCAAGGGAUUAAACUGGACAAUAUUAGAACAUUACCUGAGGCAAUUUCAACUGUAAUAUCAACAGAUAGACCAAAGCAUAAGAAAAAAAAGCAACAAAGAAGUGCUUGA